This is a messenger RNA of Candidula unifasciata, 1017 nucleotides long. The record is from the annotation of a GenBank genome assembly. Lineage: Eukaryota; Metazoa; Mollusca; Gastropoda; Stylommatophora; Geomitridae.
AUGCUUCACAUAAACUGCACACUAUCCGUGUGGAUUAACAACCCUGAAGAGAGUAAUAACCCAUACAUAACGAUCUCAAGUAUAGCCAUCAACUGUUUUCUUAUUCACUUAUGUGCCAUAGUUGGAACAUUUGGAAAUGCCGUAGCUAUAAUUAUCUUAUCCCGGAAGACGUUCACAGACACAAGUAGUGUUAUAUUAUUGUCAAUGGCUGCUUGCGAUCUGUUUUUCUUGGUAAAUCUUUCUGUUUGUAAAUUGAACUGUAUUAUAAACAUGAUUAAUCCAGUAAUAGCCGAGAUUUACUAUCCCUAUAUCGUAUCGUUCAUUCGCCGACCCAGUCGCCUGGCUAUGUUUUUAAGUGUUAGCCACACAGUUGUCAUCUCAUGCGAGAGGUUACUAUCUGUGUUUUUCCCUCUUCACGUUUCUCAGUGGAUCACCCGGAAAACAACAAAGCGCAUUCUAGUCUUUAUUUAUUGUGCUUGGACAGCCUAUGUUACCCCAUAUGCAGUUUUCAACUAUCAAAUAGAGUGGACGUUCAACAGUAACUACAACCAAACAAUGCCUACGUUUCGGGAAACUCAAUGGUUUCUUGAGAAUAAACCAGUAUUCGAUCUACUGACUCAUAUUGUUAUUAAUAAUAUUACCGUGUUGUUUACUGUUAUAGUUGCGGUCAACAGCUGUGCGAUUUCCUACAGACUAAAUACUGUGUCAAAACAACGCAAAUUAAUCACUUCAACAAACAAGAAUAGAAGUCAAAUCGACGUGAAAGCUUCUCGAAUGUUACUGGCUGUUUGUGUUGUGUAUAAUGUUUGUAACAUUCCUAGUUCUGCAAUCUAUCUCCAUUUUAACAUAGACUCGUCACUAGAGCCGUCUAAUAAGCUCUACAUGCUGCUGAGUGAUCUAGAAGAAAUGAUGAUGGCAAUAAAUGCUGCGGCCAACUUCUUCGUGUACACUUUUAUGUCUGGAAGAUUUUAUCGGUCUGUGCUUCGUCUGAUUGGCUGUGGCAGACUGGUAAAAUAA